AUGGCCCGGGGAUUGAUCCCGCCCUGUCGGUUGCACUUGGGUGCAUUCGGGUGGGGAUGUGGCACAGGCGAGAGCCCGAGCUUGGGAUCGCCCCACUCAGGCCAAAGCUCCACCCCAUGCAGCAGCUGCUGCUGCAUCUGCACCUGCCCUGCGGCCCUCGAGACAUUUGGUGCUCCUGCCUCUCUGUCUGUCCGUACACGUCCCGCUGCGAUCUUGAGCUUGGCAAAAGUAUCUAACAACAGAACAUACGGGAAGACAUGA
Messenger RNA from Colletotrichum costaricense, 261 nucleotides. RefSeq lists its product as uncharacterized. The record is from RefSeq and is a predicted model, not a curated record. The transcript has a single exon. The coding region runs from base 1 to 261 and encodes 86 amino acids. NCBI's taxonomy places the organism in Eukaryota, Fungi, Ascomycota, Sordariomycetes, Glomerellales, Glomerellaceae.